CAAGGAAAUAAGUAGUUAACCGAGAAUCAGUUGUGUGCAGGCAAGAAGGUAGGAAAAGCCUGGAAGUGAAGCAUCAUAUAGACUGGAGCGCUCGAGUCUGUAUUUUCUCCCUAUAGCUCGAAAAUUGAAAUUGAUUUUCAAGUAAGCGGAGUCUAGGGUUUUGUACUUGGGUUUGGUCAUUGAAGAAAUUCGAAGACAUUCCUAAAUGCAAUGCAAGAAACGGAACAAGAAAAGGAAUGUGAGCUGCGACGCUUGGAGGGGUGUAUAGAGGCCCAUCCAGAUGAUCCCUCCCUUCGCUUCGAACUCGGAGUGUUGUUGUGGGAGGAGUGGGAUGCCAAGGAAAAAGCGGCAGAACAAUUCGUAGUAGCAGCGAAAUUGAAGCCUGAGAUUGAGAAGGGAGGGGCAUUCAGAUAUCUAGGGAUUUAUUACGCAGGUCUAGACUCCCAGUCCCACAGCCAGAGAGCUCUUAAGUGCUUCCAGAAAGCCGUCUCUCUUAAUCCUGAUGACUCCCUCUCUGGGGAAGCCUUGUGUGAUUUGUUGGACCAGCAAGGAAAGGAGAGCUUGGAGGUGGCUGUGUGCCGGGAGGCUUCCCAAAAAUCCCCCAGGGCCUUUUGGGCUUUCCAAAGACUCGGUUACUUGCUACUCCAUCAAAAUAAAUGCUCUGAAGCUGUCCACGGUCUUCAACAUGCCAUCCGAGGCUAUCCUACCUCUCCACAUCUCUGGGAGGCUCUUGGCCUUGCCUACCAGCGACUAGGCAGGUUCACUGCUGCUCUCAAGUCUUAUGGAAGAGCCAUUGAAUUGGAGGGUACAAGAAUCUUUGCUUUGCUUGAAAGCGGAAACAUCUUUUUGAUGCUUGGUUCCUUUCGACAGGGAGUUGAGGCAUUUCAGCAAGCAUUAGAGAUUUCUCCCAAAAGUGUCUCUGCGCACUAUGGGCUUGCUUCUGGGCUGCUGUGUUUGGCAAAGGAAUGCAAUAAUUUGGGAGCAUAUAGAUGGGGUGCUACAGUGCUAGAGGAGGCAUCUAAAGUUGCCUGGAUGUGUACUCAAUUAGCUGGAAAUAUGUCAUCUAUUUGGAAGCUGCAUGGUGAUAUACAACUUACUUAUGCAAAAUGUUAUCCAUGGAUGGAGGAGGACCACAGUUUAGAGUUUGAUGUGGAAGCCUUUGAUAAUUCCAUCCUUUCAUGGAAGCAUACCUGCUGUUUGACUGCGAAAACUGCCAAGUGCUCUUAUCAGCGAGCUUUGCACUUAUCCCCAUGGCAAGCUAAUAUAUAUGCUGACAUAGCAGUAACUUCAGAUCUCGUAGACUCUUUUGAUAACAGUACUGGACAUGAAUUAAGUGCUUGGCAGCCAUCCGAGAAGAUGGCUUUGGGAGCCCUGUUACUCGAGGGUGACAAUUCUGAGUUUUGGGUAGCAUUGGGAUGUUUGUCUGAUCAUAAUGCAUUGAAACAACAUGCUCUAAUCAGGGGAUUGCAUUUGAAUGUAUCUCUAGCUGUUGCGUGGGCAUACUUAGGGAAGCUGUACAGAAAACAAGGUGAGAAGCAAUUUGCAAGGCAAGCAUUUGAUUGUGCUAGGAGUAUAGAUCCUUCACUCGCGUUACCAUGGGCUGGCAUGUCAGCUGAUUUUCAUGCAAGAGAGUCUGCAGCUGGAGAAGCUUAUGAGAGCUGCUUACGAGCUGUGCAGAUAUUGCCUCUUGCUGAAUUCCAAAUGGGUCUUGCAAAACUUGCUCUUGGUUCAGGGAAUCUGUCAUCUUCGCAGGUCUUUGGAGCCAUCAGACAGGCCAUGCAGCGUGCACCUCACUAUCCGGAAUGCCAUAAUUUAACUGGGCUAGUCUAUGAGGCACAAUCCAAUUAUCAGUCUGCCGCUGCUUCCUAUAGACUAGCACGCUGUGCAAUCACCAAUUUGUCAGGCUGUGGUAGAAAAUCUCAUAUGACGGAUAUAUCAAUCAAUUUGGCUCGAUCACUUAGUAGGGCAGGGAAUGCUCUAGAUGCUUUGCAGGAAUGUGAAGAUUUGAAGAAAGAAGGGUUGCUUGAUGUGGAAGGUUUGCAAAUAUAUGCUUUCUCCUUGUGGCAACUUGGUAAGACUGAACUGGCCCUCUCUGUGGCAAGAAAUCUGGCAGUGAGUGUCUCUACAAUGGAACAAACAUCUGCAGCUGCCUCUGUUGUUUUUAUCUGUAGAUUCCUGUAUCAUAUUUCUGGACUGGAUUCGGCAAUCAAUAGCAUUCUGAAGAUGCCAAAGCAACUGUUUCAGAGUUCAAAGAUCAGUUUCAUAGUAUCUGCUAUUCAUGCUCUAGAUCGAAGUAAUCGGCUUGAGUCUGUUGUGUCAAGCAGCCGUUACUAUCUUAAAUCUCAUGAAGAGAUAACUGGAAUGCACUUUUUGAUAGCACUUGGUAAACUAAUAAAACAUGGAUCAGAACACCGUUUGGGAUAUCAAAGUGGAAUUGAUCACCUUAGGAAAGCUCUUCACAUGUAUCCUAACAGUAGCUUGUUAAGGAACCUUCUUGCUUGUCUUUUGUUGUGCAGUGAAGAAUGGAAUGAUACCCACAUUGCAACUAGGUGUUGCGACAUAGACACUACUAAGCCAAGUAAAGGCGGUUUAAAAUCAGCAUAUGAAAUUCUUGGUGCUGGAGCAGUCGCUUGCUAUGCUGUUGGCAAUUGCAGUCCUAAGUUCUCUUACCCAACAUGCACAUACCAGUGCCUGAAUGAACCUGGAGCCAUCCAGCAACUACAGAAAUGUUUGCGCCGAGAACCAUGGAACCAGAACAUAAGAUAUCUGCUUGUUCUCAAUUUACUGCAGAAGGCACGUGAAGAGAGAUUUCCUUGCCAUCUUUGUAUUAUACUUGAGCGGCUAAUAAGUGUAGCUCUUUCUGAUGAAGUUUAUCAUAAUACGGGCAUGUCUUAUGAAUAUAAGAAAUUCCAGCUUCUACUUUGUGCUUCUGAGAUCUGUUUGCAACGUGGUAAUCUAACUGGCUGUAUCAACCAUGCCAAAAACGCUUCAUCGAUUAUGCUUCCCGAUGAUUAUCUUUUCUUUGCACACUUGCUAUUACUCCGUGCCUAUGCCUUAGAAUGUGACACUGUAAACCUUCAAAAAGAGUAUAUAAGAUGCUUGGAGCUCAAGACAGAUCAUCAUAUUGGUUGGAUAUGUCUAAAGUUCAUCGAAUAUCGUUAUGAAUUGCAAAGUGAUUUGGAUAUUUUAGAGUCUAGCUUCAAAGAAUGCUCAAAGGAGCGAAUGAAUUCAUGGAAUAUGUGGAGGGCUCUAUUCAUUCUGGUGCAAGGCUUGAUAUCUAUAUGGAGCCAGGACAUUAUUUCUGCUGAACAGUUUUUUGCACAAGCUUGUUCAUUGGCGGGUGAUGAGAGCAGCCUCCUGCUUUGUCAUGGUGCCACCUGUAUGGAGCUUUCUCGCCAGGGGUGUUCUUCGCAGUUUUUAUCACUUGCUGUACGGAGUCUCACCAAAGCUCAAGAAGGUCCUCUCAUUCCCUUACCGAUUGUCUCAGCAUUGCUAGCUCAAGCAGCUGGAAGUCUUGGUUCAAAAGAGAAGUGGGAGAAAAACCUCCGUCUUGAAUGGCCUACUUGGCCUCAAGAAAUGAGGCCUGCAGAGCUGUUCUUUCAGAUGCAUUUGCUUGCAAGACAGACGAAAGCUAGUUCAGACUCUUCCAGAGUUGAGUUUUGUCAGAGUCCGGAGAAGUGGGUUCUUCGAGCAAUUCACACGAACCCUUCUUGUAUGAGAUAUUGGAAGGUUUUGCAGAAGCUCGUGGAAUGAGUUGCAAACGGUGAAUAUUGGGCAUGCAUUUUGUAUCAUGCUUUAUAUAUAGUACGCCUCCUACUUCAGCUUAGCCUUGGUGUUUAAAAUUUUUACUCAGCUAAUUUUUCGUCGUUGUGCACCAUAUCGAGAGCUGCCUAAUCCUAAAUGCUCCCAGUUUUUCUGACUUUUGUACAAUAUGUCAUCAAGCUGUCCUCAAUUGUAUGUAAAUAUGGAAAGUUUUUUGGGUAAGCUUGUUGCUACAGAGUUAGGUUAAUUAAGUCAUUACAGGAAUAGCAUCCUUUGUAGCAUCAAAUUAGAUUUAGGAAUUGUAUUGAUCAUACUCAUGCUCUACUAAUACAGUUAUUUUAAUGAUUUUUCUGAAGUAGAUUGUGGCUGCUUUACCUGAAAUAUUUUUUUUGCAGUUAUCAUUAACAUGAAGCAUGAAGCCACAAAAUAGC
Prunus mume (Japanese apricot) is the source of this 4193-nucleotide messenger RNA. RefSeq names its product Tetratricopeptide repeat (TPR)-like superfamily protein. Gene Ontology annotation, cellular component: Ski complex. The record is from RefSeq and is a predicted model, not a curated record. NCBI's taxonomy places the organism in Eukaryota, Viridiplantae, Streptophyta, Magnoliopsida, Rosales, Rosaceae. Gene Ontology annotation, biological process: nuclear-transcribed mRNA catabolic process. Gene Ontology annotation, molecular function: protein binding.